AUGAGCGGAAAGGGCUGCCAAAUCCUAGUGUCGCCAUGCACUAUGUCCCCACCACUGCAGAGGACGAGAGGGCACCAGUCCCAGGCCAUCAAGGUGCCUGGGUCUUCCCCUCAGUGGGGUGGGCUUCACUUCUCAGGUGCAGAUGGUGGGAAGCAGAACGCUAGCCACCAAGCCCUGCCGAGCCUGAGCCUCCGCAGGAAGGUGCUGACAAAUGGGAAGCAGGACGUCAAGCCGACAACAUUGCUCCUCCAGCAAAAUGUGACCAUUCCAGGCGGCCCUUCUAAGAAAGGUUAUGCUGGUUUUAGACCUCUCAUUGAAGUUCUCGGGCAUUCUGCGGGUUCAAACCUCAAAGUAACCAGUGUUCCGAUGUCACUUAUCCCUAGUCUUCAGUACGAUGUCGCAUCUAAUCCCCAACCUCUGGAUGCCAGGUCAGUGCUCUCCAGAGGAUCCCUGGCAUCCACCACCCUUAGUCUGUUUGAAACCCAGUCAGUGUUUAGCGGACGAAAUGACUGGCCAUUUGGCUAUCGCGUGCUCCCCCCACUGGGACAGGCACCAUGUUCCACCCUGGCCAGCGAGCUGCCCAGCCUCCCACCUGGCACAGCCAUGUCUGGUGCUGAGGUUACUGGAAGCACAAGCGCUUCAUCCUCCCUUCCGUCGUACCUUUUCGGGGGUGAUGCUAGCAGCCCUAAACAGAAUAAUGCAAAGAAGAGAGCUCUUUCUAUGUCGCCUUUGUCAGAUGUGAUGGGCAUUGAUUUCAAUUCCAUCAUACGCACUUCACCUACUUCGCUAGUGGCUUAUAUAAAUAGCUCACCUGCCUCGCACCCCACAAUCUCGCCUGUACAGUCUGAGGGCUAUGGCCACUUCCUGGGUGUGCGAGGCUCUAAUAUUCCCCAGGUUUACCCCUACCCUCACCCAGACACUUCGCUUGCACUGCCUGCAAAGGCCGAAAUCAGUCAAAGAAAAGUUCAAGAAGAGGCUCUGGAGAAUCAAAUGUCUAACAUGGUAGUCGAACAGCAGUGCCUUCAAAACUCAAAUGAAACAUGUUCACAAAGAAGUAUUUUUGAAACGUGUAGAGAAGAGACUGACAACAAGAUGCUACCUCAGCAGCUGCAAUUGCCUCCACUGCCAAGUGAGGAAGCUACUGUUCCUGAGGUACCUCCACCACCCUACCACUCCCACCGGGACAUCCAGCUUCAAAGAAGUCACCAAAAUAUAAAGAUUCAAGAAGACCAGAGUCUCGUCAUUCCACCUCGACAUGGACUUAGCUUUUUACCACUGAUUCCAAUGCUGGAGCAAGUAGAGGGCGAGUUGGAAGACUUUGGUGCGCAUAGCUGCUUGUGGAUGAACUGCAGCACAGUCUGCCACCAAAGGGACGAACUUGUGAGGCACAUAGAAAAGCUUCACGUAGACCAGAGGAAGGCAGAGGACUUCAUAUGCUACUGGGCGGGCUGUCCACGCAAACUCAAACCUUUCAAUGCCCGUUACAAGCUUCUGAUCCACAUGAGGGUCCAUUCAGGAGAGAAGCCCAAUAAGUGCAUGUUCAAGGGCUGCAAGAAGGCCUUCUCUCGCCUAGAAAACCUGAAGAUCCACCUGCGCAGUCAUACGGGGGAGAAGCCUUACCUGUGCCAGCACCCGGGGUGCCUUAAGGCCUUCAGCAACUCCAGUGACAGAGCCAAGCACCAGCGCACCCACCUGGACACAAAGCCAUAUGCCUGCCAAGUUCCAGGUUGUGCAAAGCGCUACACUGACCCCAGUUCUUUGAGGAAGCACAUCAAGUCCCACUCUACUGCAGAGAGACAGCUAUGGAAGAAGAUAAAAUCCAAAGCUGAUGUAAGCCAGGAGCCUCUGACAGACUGUUUAUCCAUUCACCAUCUGCACCCCAGCCUCUCUCCACCAGCCAUGAGAAACAACUUAAUAGCAUCCUCCACAGCCUCUCGCGAGCCAUGCAAAACUGUUCCACAUGGAGGAAUGCCCCCCCAAAAUCCCCACGCGGCUCUCAUGUGUACCCUGCAAGAAAAUCAGAGGUUUGUUGAUGCUCCCCCCUGCCAGCUAUACUGCAACGACCCAUGCUCGCCACUCACACGCCUCCCGCAUCCUGCCAGCGGCACAUGUGAUGCGCACAGUUGCACUUCUGGGCCCGCAGCAGACCACAGCCCAAAUCUCUUAGAGGGGAUGGAGGUGCUUUUUCCCUACGACGGGAUUUCAGCGGAAGCCGAGUCCAAUCACCUCUUGAGAGUGGACACCUUCAGAGGUAGCAGGGCCUGCAACACAGGACCUGAUAUCCAAGGGUCAGGAGGCAACUUUUUGAGCAUGAUGGAUCCCCAUGCAAGCCAAGUGCGCCGUAACAACACAAAGGAGUGACACCACCAAAGAGUGGCAUCACUCUCUCGCACGAUUUUUUGGGGGGGCAUAAUGUUCAUAGCACAGACAUGUCCACCUUCCAAAGGAAAGAAAAAUACUUUUUAUCACAGUAUGCAGUUUGAUCCAUAAGUAUUUUGACAAUCAUUUAUUCAGGGAUUCUCAAACCUUUCGGGUCCAGUGUCCCCCUCAUGAUCUUAAACGUGCCCUGUAUACACCGAUCUGUAACAAAAAUUUAAAACUUGCCUUACUACAGAUACUUUUGCAACCUCAUUUAAUGUUUGUUUCUUUGGUCUACCAAACUCAAUGGUC
Molecule: messenger RNA, 2670 nt
Organism: Corythoichthys intestinalis (scribbled pipefish)
Lineage: Eukaryota; Metazoa; Chordata; Actinopteri; Syngnathiformes; Syngnathidae
Gene: glis3
Product: GLIS family zinc finger 3
Exons: 10
Coding region: 1-2361 (786 amino acids)
Biological process (GO): regulation of transcription by RNA polymerase II
Cellular component (GO): nucleus
Molecular function (GO): DNA-binding transcription factor activity, RNA polymerase II-specific; RNA polymerase II cis-regulatory region sequence-specific DNA binding
Source: RefSeq, a predicted model, not a curated record